This is a messenger RNA of Eremomyces bilateralis CBS 781.70, 1730 nucleotides long. RefSeq lists its product as uncharacterized. Gene Ontology annotation, molecular function: structural constituent of ribosome. The record is from RefSeq and is a predicted model, not a curated record. Lineage: Eukaryota; Fungi; Ascomycota; Dothideomycetes; Eremomycetales; Eremomycetaceae. Gene Ontology annotation, biological process: mitochondrial translational initiation. Bases 116 to 1600 code for a protein of 494 amino acids. Gene Ontology annotation, cellular component: mitochondrial small ribosomal subunit. The transcript has a single exon.
AUCCACAUCCCCAAGUUCAACCAAUUCCAAGCAAGAUGGUCGCCCGUUUAAGAUAACUGCCUCAGGCGGCUGAUGGGUAGCAGUUAGACGAUUCCAAAGAGGCUAUAUCGCCAAUAUGUCCCACAUAAAGGCGUCGCCGACGGCGCGACUGCUUCGCUCUUCGAGGCUCUUCUCCCUCCCACCUCCACUCCCAGCGCCAUCGAUGUUACGAACUACGUCAAUGGGCCUUCCGCGAGAAUCAGACACCGCGACGCUACCCUACCCGACCAUACAAGCCAUAGCUACGCCGGCAUCAUCCCGCGCUCGUGGAGACUGGGGCCUUAAGAGACCCUUGCCGCUGCAGUCCACGACCGUGAGCAGCACACCCGAGAUCAAAGUCACGGCAAUGGAUACAUUGGAACAUGUCACGGAUUUCCAGGGCGCCACGGAUCAUACCCAGACCUUGCGAAAAUUUCAGCAGAUGAGUGUGCCAAUGUUGGGGUACAAUCGGACACCGCGGUUUUUGACGGAGCGGUCAGCGGCUCGGCCCAGCUUCCGCAGUGCCUUUGAAGAGGAGGACGACAAUACCUAUAUUGAGAAUACAACCGAACAAUCAACAGAAUCAGGCCAAGAAGGAGGAAAUUCAUCGGGUCCCGCAAAUACGUCCACGGGGUUGCAGGCAUUGCAGGCUCGAAAGAAGUGGAAAUAUCAAGGCCCAUGGCUCGGCGGAAUGACCCCAAGCGACUUCAAUCUAUGGGUGAAGGACAUGCUGAAAUACAAGAAGGAUGGAUUCCAACAGCUGCUCCGCGAACACAUCGUCGACAAAAUGUGGACGGAUCGGGUGGACAAUGCCCGCAAGGCCGCGGUCGAAGCACACUCCGACGACCCCCUGUUCGACGUUAGUUCCGUUAACUUGGAGGAUCAUUACCCUGUGGAACCGGAUGGUAGACAUUUCACGUCCCGCGAGAAAUUCGUCUCCGCCCUCGAACCCGUCCUACCCAAGGACAUCACCACCGCCCCAAUCAUUGACGCACUCGCCAUCGAAUUCCACGCCCACAUCCGUUCCCUCCGGCGCCUACUCCUCGCCGACCCGCAGCUCUCCGCCCUACUUCAAGAGGUCCUCCAUCUCCCCCCGCUCGACCGAGAUUUCAACGACAGCCCGUCCCUGUUCGACUCCUACAACCUCAGCAGCCCCCCUCUCUCCACCCACCCCUCCGCCGGCCUCUCCUACCUGCGCACCAACGCGCACAUGACGAACCACCCGCUGGUGGGCCCGCGCGCUGCCGCGCCGCCGGUGCGAGGCCGGAUCCUGGCGCCGUCGAGCACACAGCGCGGCCGUAAGGCGAAGCUCGGCAUUGGCGGGUUCGUGGUGCAGGAGGAAGGGGACGCGCGGACGAUGCAGCCGAACAAAUCGAUGUAUAUGAAGCCAGAUGAGUUUGGGGGGAAGAUGUGGGCGAAUGUGGAGGCGGCGGAGGUGGAUAGUAAGGGAAGGGUGAAUCUGAAGUACCAUGCGGUGGCCGACAAGGCGGAUGAGGUGAACGUCAAGCAAGGCGUGUAUGAGCGACAGGAUAUUGGAGAGAGGGUGGAAAAGCGGGCGAGUUUUGCAAGGGCGUUUCUCUGAACUAGUGGGGACGUUGUCGAUGAAGCAAGGAUUGUGCAUUGUAAGAUAAGUGUGAUACACGAGCAUAUAGUGUACAUAGACUGCAUGUCGAUAUAUUCUACGCGAUUCUCAGGUGAGAUCCCAGAAGAGA